AAGUUGGCUGUUUUCCCUCUUAUACGUUGCUCGCUCGGGUGGGAUCAUCCGAUUCAUGUUAUUAUAGGCUAUAUACCAUAAAUGGUAGGGGCCACCAGAUGUACAGCCUGGAUCCUGCACACGUGUAACACACGUACGGAAACAAGAGUGCUUUAAGAUCAAUAGCACCAAAAUCGUUCCCAUUAGAAAUCCCAUAUAGUCAAAGUCAACCCAUCGCUCUAGCAGUUUGGAGAAACCCCUCUCUGUGUCUCCCCCCCCUCCCCCCCUCUCUUUCACCCUAAAAAAACAUGAUGCAGGGAAAGCUGUUGCUCCUACUCUUCAUAGCAGCAGCAGCAGCAGCAGCAGCUGAAGAAGAUCUACUCCAAAAUGCUGACUUCGAAUCACCACCGUUGAAUGUAACGGCAAACUCCACGACACCAUUCGUGCUCUUGACACAAACCAACACCAUACCUGGCUGGACCUUUAACGGGACGGUCCAGUAUGUUACAGCGGGCCCCAACAUGUCAUUGCCAGGAAAUGGCCACGCCAUACAGCUGGGCACUGAUGGGAAAAUAAACCAGACCUUUAGAGCUAAUGGAACAGCGAUGGAUUAUGUACUUACCUUCUCGCUCGCUGCAGGAGGCGAAAACUGUUCUACGUCUACCACCGUGAAUGUGUCUGUUCCAGGUAGAUCAUCACUGGUUGCACUGGAACAGCGGUAUGGAAGUGAGGAGUGGGAGAGCCAUGCUUGCUACUUGGGGAGGUGGGGCGCCAACAGCGGACCAAUCAACCUCAACCUUCGUAGCCAACCGAGUGAAACAGAUCCCAAUAUCACAUGUGGGCCCGUGGUUGACACGUUUAUUCUCAAGGCGAUCGGGAUGCCAGUUGAAAUCCAAGACAACUUGCUGAUAAAUGGUGGAUUCGAGGUGGGGCCUGCUUUUGUGACUAACUCCACUGAGGGCAUUCUACUGGAAGAAGAAAUAGAUUUCACUCAAUCUGCAUUACAACAGUGGUCUGUGAUGGGAAUAGUGAAAUAUAUAGACUCCAAACACUUCUUAGUCCCACAAGGCAACGCUGCAAUCGAGAUCGUCUCAGGCGAUAUCUCUGGGGUCAGAACAACAGUGGCACUCAAGAAGGGUUCUACCUACAACUUGGAGUUUGUGAUGGGUGACACCAACAAUUCAUGCACAGGCAAUUUCAUAGUAGGAGCCCAAGGAGGCCCAUCUGCUCAAAACUUCACAUUACAAAGCAAUGGCAUGGGCACUACCCAAAAAUUCUCUAUGGUGUUCAAAGCAGAUUCAAAUCCAACUCCUAUCAGUUUCACUAGUUUCACUCAGGGGCAGACAAAGGAUUUCGCAUUCUGCGGCCCUGUGAUUGAUGAUGUGGUUCUUCGCGCUGCUUCAUGUGGAUUGAAAUCCGCUGUAAAGAGUGGGGUUCUGUUUUCUUGUAUUGUUUUCAUUGUGAGUGCCCUGAAUAUACUUGGGUGAAGCAACUGUUUGUUGCAAUAAUAAUUCAGCUGCCAGUGAGGUAUUGUUCUAA
Messenger RNA from Magnolia sinica, 1518 nucleotides. Its product is annotated as protein DUF642 L-GALACTONO-1,4-LACTONE-RESPONSIVE GENE 2-like. The record is from RefSeq and is a predicted model, not a curated record. NCBI's taxonomy places the organism in Eukaryota, Viridiplantae, Streptophyta, Magnoliopsida, Magnoliales, Magnoliaceae. Bases 288 to 1466 code for a protein of 392 amino acids. The transcript has 3 exons.